Penicillium longicatenatum is the source of this 4068-nucleotide messenger RNA. RefSeq lists its product as uncharacterized. The coding region runs from base 1 to 4068 and encodes 1355 amino acids. The record is from RefSeq and is a predicted model, not a curated record. Gene Ontology annotation, biological process: transmembrane transport. Gene Ontology annotation, molecular function: ATP hydrolysis activity; ABC-type transporter activity; ATP binding. Lineage: Eukaryota; Fungi; Ascomycota; Eurotiomycetes; Eurotiales; Aspergillaceae. Gene Ontology annotation, cellular component: membrane. The transcript is spliced from 9 exons.
AUGGAGGCAGCCAAGGCGCCAACGACACACGAUGCUGAAGAUAUAAAGAACAUCGAAAGCUUUCUUGCCUCACAAGAUGGCUCUCGUAGGGGUGUCUGGCUCUCCUUUCGUGAUUUGAAUGUCAGCGCCCCCGACAGCGGACCCAAGAUGGUCAAGACCCUCCCACGGGCCAUGAUCAACACUUUUGGAUACGACCAAGUCAGCUGGCUGCUAUCUAUGCUUCCUCGGUCCAUACGGCCAGGUGGAUCAGGGCCAUCCAGAAAGAUCUUGAGCAACUGCACUGGCCUAGUGGAACCUGGGGAGCUGCUUCUGGUCCUGGGACGCCCAGGCAGUGGGUGCUCGACCUUCCUCCGCGCGACAUCUAAUCGAUCUACGCUCUCGAUCGCAGGAGAGCUGGCAUUUGCGGGUAUUGAGAGUCAAGAGUUUGAAAAGAAAUAUCGGCGCGAGACGAUUUACUUGCCUGAGGAGGAUAAGCAUAUCCCGACACUGACGGUGCGCCAGACUAUUGAGUUUGCCCUGCGUCUGAAUUUGCCAGAAGAUGCCAGGAGUAAGCAGAAGGUCCACGACACCACAGUGAAUCUUGCAAAGAUAUUCGGGUUGGAGCAUGUCUUGGACACUCUUGUCGCAAACGUGUCUGGAGGCGAAAAGAAACGGGUCUCUAUCACCGAAGUGCUGACAUGUGGCUCAUCGGUUUUGUCUUUCGACAACAGCACCAGAGGGCUCGAUUCUUCGACCGCGCUGGACUUCGUGCGUGCCCUCCGCAUACUCGCUGACGUCGGCCAGAAGACUAUCUUAGCCACGCUCUACCAGGCAGGUGAGGAUAUCUACGACCACUUCGACAAGGUCAUUCUCUUGGACAGCGGCCAUGUCAUUUAUUUCGGCAGCACACGAGGGGCGCGGCAGUAUUUCGAGGAGCUGGGUUUCAUUGCAGCCCCUGGUCAGACCACGUCCGAGUUCUUAACCACCAUCACAGAUCCCUUACAGCGAGAGGCACAAGAGUCCUCUGUGGCUGCCCAAGUGCAGUCUGUAGGUGACCUUGUGAAGAUCUUUCGGGAUUCUGCGAUCUUCAAAACACUGGACGAAAAGAUCUUGAGGUCCUUCUCGUCCGCAGAGAAAAGGCCGCCCGUGGCAAUCGCGUCGUCCAGUCGCUCGUAUCCAUCUCAAAUAUACAACUGUCUCCACCGAGAGUUUUUGCUCAUUAACGGCAAACGAAUGGUACAAUACCAGAAAUGGAUCAACACAGUGGUCCUGUGUUUGAUCAUCGGAAGCGAGUACUUCGAUGUGUCUACUACCUCGCUCGGCGCCUUCACGCGAGAAGGUGUCGUAUUCUACGCCAUUAUUGCCAACGCCUGGAUGCAGUACCCCGAGCUGUUCGACGCGCACAGUAACCGUGCAGUGCUGGAGCGACAAUCCUCGCUGAACAUGUACCGUCCGUCUGCGGUGGCGAUUGCACGCAUCGUGCUGGAUUUGCCGCUCGUCGCCAUUCAACACGCCUUUUUCAUGAUCGCUUUCUAUUUCCUGUCUCAUCACACUGUGUCCUAUACAGCUGGAAGCUUUUUCUUUUUCUAUUUUGUAUUGUUUCUGUCAACUAUCAAUUUCGCUAAUCUCCUCCGCAUGUUUGCCUAUUACGUCCCCAGCAUCGAAGACUGUUUCCGCUUCGGAGGCAUUGCCUCAACCACAACCGUGUACUUCGCUGGCUUCCUCAUACCCAUCAGCGAGAUGUAUCCCCCCCCCCGCUACACUUACGAGGCGUUGCUUACCAACGAAUUCGCCCUUAUUGAAAUUCCCUGUGCAAACAGCUUGAUUCCCGCCAUCUCGGGCGCUAGCAUUGAAAAUCAGGUGUGUCCUAUUCGUGGCGCGAAGGCGGGCCAAUCUUCCAUUUCGGGACUGCAGUAUGUGGAGGCCUAUGGCUUUGACUAUGCGCAUAGAUGGCGAAAUGUUGGAAUCUUGUUCGCAUUCGCGGCAGCCUAUAUGAUUAUCGGGAUUGUCGGUAGUGAAAUCAUGCAUUUCACCCCACAGGGAGGUUCCGCUGUGGUUUUCGCGCACCGGCCAGCGAACGAGAGCGCCGAAAAGACUGCUGAAACUGAUGUCGAAAAAGCCGCCGCAAUUGAUACUGAUAGCUCCAGUGUGUCAAUAGCAGGUCCCAGCCUUGUCUGGAAAGACUUGACUGUCGACAUAGGGGAACGUCGGGUGCUGAAUGGUAUAUCGGGCUUUGUACGACCAGGAGAUCUCAUCGCGCUAUGCGGCGCCAGUGGGGCAGGUAAGACGACUCUCUUGACACACUUGGGCCAAAUGAACUCAGUGGGGACGUUGGGAGGAGUGGUCGAAUUCGGAAAUCAGCCACUGGGCAAAACAUUUAGAAAGUCCUCUGGUGAGUCCAGUCCUGCGGAGGAAUGCCUGCAUGGAUUUGUACAGCAGACAGACUUUCACGAUAGCUCAGCAACCAUACGUGAAGCACUUGAGUUUUAUGCGCUCCUCAAACAGCCCUCAUUCUACUCUCGAGAGGAAAAACUGGCACACGUCAAUCACGUGCUUGAUGUUUUGGACCUGGUCCCUUUGCAACAUGCUAUGAUUGGUAAUGGUGACUCGGGGCUAGGUGUGGAAUUGAUGAAACGAGUAACAAUUGCCGUCGAGCUGGCCGCGCGACCCCGAAUCCUGUUCGCUGAUGAGCCCACUUCUGGGUUGGACUCUCAGGGUGCAGCUGCCAUUAUCAGUUACCUGAAACGGCUGGCAGGUCAGGGUCAAGCUAUUCUAGUAACGGUCCACCAGCCCUCGGCAUCACUCUUCGGUCUCUUUGACAAACUCCUGGCCUUAUCAUCUAACGGCGAACAGCUCUACUUUGGACCAGUUCAAUCGGUCAUUCCAUAUUUCGCCCGAUACGGAGCAGCACCGAAGCCCAACGCCAAUCCAGCCGAGUUCGUGCUCGAGACAGUCGGGGCAGGUAUCCAUGGUAGAUCGCAUGGAAGUCCAAAAGAAUGGACGCAGCGGUGGAAUGAGUCUUCUGAGGCGCGAGAGUUGCAGAAAACAAUUCAGCAGGUUCGGGCUGACGAUGCUCAGAAUGAGCGGAUGGAAGACGAACGAGCAUACAACGCCUCGUCCGUGCAGCAAACAGUCCUGCUGACUAGGCGAAUGCUAAAGAACCAGUGGCGUCAGCCUGCCUAUGUUUACAGUAAAAUAUGGGUGCAUACUGUUCAGGCAAUCCUGGUCGGAUUUACUUUUUAUCAGCUGGGAACGUCGCCUCAUGAUCUUCAAAGCCGGGCCUUUGGCGCAUUCGCAUUGAUCUUUCUCGUCAACACAAUCGUGAACCCUAUCCUUGCUCGGUUUUUUGGCAACAGAAGCCUGUGGCUAAAGCGGGAAGGCCCAGGGCAUGCUUACAGCUGGGUUGCUCUGUGCACGUCCAGCUUUUUGGCAGAGCUCCCCGCGAUUCUAUUCACGGGUGUUGUGUAUUUCCUUCUUUGGUAUUUCCUCUCGGGUCUUCCUCUCGGCCAGUCAGCAAUUUUCACCUUCGUGAUGAUCAUGACAUAUGAGGUAUUUGAGAUGUCCUUCGGUCUUCUGAUCACCGCUGCCAGUCCAGAUCUGAAAAUGGCUGGAAUCGCACUGGUCUUCCUGGUUACUACCAUGAACUGGUUCAAUGGUCUGGUUGUGCCUUACGAUGAGAUCCAAGUCUUUUGGAGAUAUUGGAUAUACUACCUCAACCCUCUGGCGUACCUUUUCGGAGGCACCGUCAUCGCCGCCGUCGAGAACCAAGUAGUCCACUGCUCUGAAUCGGAUUUGUUCACCUUUCCCCCGCCUGACAAUCAGAGCUGCAAUGACUACGCAGGCUCCUGGGCAUCAGAAGCCCAGAUGCAGCUGCUGAACCCCAUGUCGACUAGUUUGUGCGAGGUAUGUCAAUACACCACUGGUAAUCAAUACCUAGCCACCUUCAACCUGUAUGGGGGUCAGCUGGCGAACAACAUGUGGGCAUACUGGGCGGUGUUCUUGCUGUUUACCAUGUCGAACAUAGUGCUGUUUUAUUUCUUCACGUGGGCGAGGCUGGUGAAGAAGUGGAAACCAUUUUGUUUUUUCUAG